AUGGCCCAUUUUUUUGCAAACCCAUUAGCGGUCUUACUCUCAAACGGUAUAUGUGACAAAGAUUUUCAACCAGAACUAUGCGAAGCGAUCCGGAACAUUCCGUCAUUUCGUAGGCAUGCACAGACACUACUGGACAAGAAGGAAACCAAAACGGUGAAAAACCUCCUGGAUAACGAUGUAUUCCUGGCCCAGGAAGCCUUGAAUAACGUUAUUAUCGGCCAAGAAACCAUGACCCGUAUGUUUAAAUGCGUGGGUUCCCUAAAAACAGUGUUGGAUGUUACCAGGACAGCAAAAACACCGAGUCUGUCGGACCUCGUUAUCCGAGCAGUUGGCGGGAAGCUGUACUCGUCGAAGAUUAUUAUCGAAGCGCUGUCAGCCAUCAAGAAGGUGACGUCCGACAUACUUGUAAGCCUCCUCAUUACACUAGGAGAAACAUUGCCAUUAGCAGGUGACUUGUACGAUGAGCUUCAAACCCUUCUGUCUAAUAAGAAAGGUCCUGGAGUUUUGAGAACGAAAUACGACGACUCUCGCAUCACCCACAAAACCACUCUAGUUGCCCAGCGACUCAAACUAACAAAAGGCAGAGCGAAGCUCUCUGACGAAGAAGCCGAAUAUACUCGUAUAGUGGACCGUUUUCACAGUGGUUUCCGGACGUACUUGAUCGAGAAUCUUAUCCAGCCAACUAGCCUCUUUAUGCAUGAAGCUUUCCUAUAUGAUUUCAAAGGGCCCAUUGGGGAUACUUUCGUUCCCCGCCCGAGAUUCACAGUGGAACGUGCGCUAUCGAAUCCGUCUGAUUAUCUUGGGUUCGACUCCGGCACGUUCUUCGAGAGUCUUUCGGCUUCUCAGCCUGCUACUGCGUUGCUUUACCAGCUUUACUUGGAAUCGGGAGCUGUCGUGAAUAUUUAUGACCUAUGGAAGGCAUUCUACACCAUUAUCAGCAGUGAGGAUGGGGAGAAUUUUGAUGAACGAAUGGCACUUAGUAUAUUUUAUCGCGCAGUCUCUGAAUUGAAGAUGAUGGGAAUGGUGAAGUCGAGUCGACGAAAGACGGAUCAUUUAGCAAAGCUAAGCUGGAUUGGAUUAUAA
Molecule: messenger RNA, 1083 nt
Organism: Coccidioides posadasii C735 delta SOWgp
Lineage: Eukaryota; Fungi; Ascomycota; Eurotiomycetes; Onygenales; Onygenaceae
Source: RefSeq, a predicted model, not a curated record